GGCCGCCACGCUGCUGCUGCAGCUGCUGCUACUGCAGGAGAGGGGGAGGAGGCGGGCCGCGGCUCACAUCCAGCACAGCACGGCGGCCGUGACAUCACCAGGCGGCCCGCCUCCUCCACCCUGCCGCUGCUGCUUGGAAAAGCCGCUCGGCUCCCGUAUCAGAGACACCGCACCGCCGGGAGCUGCUCUGAGGGAAGGAGCCAGACACCCAGGAUCCGGUCCCAGCUGCCCUUCAUUCAUUCACCGUGACUGCAGCCGCCUCCGCCGGCGUUCUCUACAUCAUCAGCGCCUGAGGAGUUGAAUUCGUCGUGUGAGCCGUCAGGACUGAAGCAAGUGUUUUGUGGCUUGAAGACCUUUAUCCUGCUGUAGCUGUCUCAAACUAUGAAUUAUGUUGGACAACUUGCCGGGCAGGUCCUGGUUACUGUGAGGGAGCUGUACAAAGGUAUCAACCAGGCCACGCUGUCGGGCUGCAUUGAUGUCAUCGUGGUUUGUCAGCAGGAUGGCACUUACAUGUGCUCACCUUUCCAUGUCCGCUUUGGGAAAUUAGGAGUCCUUCGUUCCAAGGAAAAAGUGAUUGAUAUUGAAAUCAAUGGGGAACCAGUGGAUUUGCACAUGAAACUUGGCGAUAAUGGUGAAGCAUUUUUUGUAGAAGAAACUGAAGAAGAAAAUGAACAAGUCCCUGCAUACUUGGCUACCUCACCAAUACCCACAGAUGGCCACUUCUUCAAGAAUGUCUACAGCCACUUGCCAAACUCUGGUGAAGAGGAGAAAACAUCUCCGUUUUCCCAUACAAUGGAGCCUGAGAAUAUUAUUACAGGGUCUGUAAAGAAGAAAAAGAGGAAGCGAAGGAGAGUGAAACAUGAAAAAAAGGAAGAUAUUCCUUCUCCUCCAGGUGUGGAAGACAUCUUUGAAAUUGAAAUAAAUUCUGAUGAGGAAAGCCAAAUUCCACCUCCAAGAUCAUCGUCAAGCUCUGCAUUAAAGGAUGAUGAUUACAGAGAGUCUUUCAUCUGCCAUUCAUCGGAUCACUAUGCUUUAUCUGAUGGAGACUGGUUUCCAGAGGACAGCGGUUAUUCCCAAUCCAUGGGCCCAAAGAGUGAUUCAGAGUUGGAAGUGAAGCCCACAGAAUCAUUGCUUAGAGCAGAGCCUCAGAUGGAGUGGACGUGGGGAGGCUUUCCAGAAUCUGCCAAGGUUUACAAGAAGCAAAGAACAGACCACCUACGAACAGCCACAAUUACACCCUCUGAGAACACGCACUUUAGGGUGAUCAGCUCGGAGGCUUUGUCCGGGGCAGCUGAUGAAGAAUCUAUAGAGGACUCUGUUUGUACUGUGCUAAAACCAGAACCACGACCCCAUUCUCUCAGUAUUCAUGUAGAUACAGAGCAGCUGCCAGCAGCUGAAACCACCCCGAGCUCCCCAGAGGAAAUCCUUCCACUGGAGGCUGUGGAUACAGUGACUGAUAUGAAGACUUCAUUAAAAACAGACUCUCCAUCCAAGAAGAAAGGUGUGCUGAAGAGGAGCCAGCAUCAGGGUCCAGGCGAUAUUUAUCUGGAUGAUUUGAAUGUUUUGGAACCUGACGUUGCAGCACUUUAUUUCCCUAAAAGUGACUCUGAUCCUGGUUCCAGGCAGUGGGUAGAGUCGGACAUGUUGUCAGGCUCUCAGUCUCCCCAGUCUGUGGAGUCUACGUCUGCCGCAGACAGUGGGACAGAAUGCCUCUCUGAUUCUCCUAUGGACCUGCCAGAUGUCACACUGUCUCUCUGUGGAGGGUUGAGCGAGAAUGGAGAGAUCUCCAAAGAGAAAUUCAUGGAGCACAUUAUCACAUAUCAACAGUUUGCAGAAAAUCCAGGAAUUAUUGACAAUCAUAAUCUUGUUGUGAGGAUCCAUAAUAGGUACUAUAACUGGGUGCUGGCAGCUCCUAUGAUCCUAAGUCUACAAGUGUUUCAUAAGAGUUUACCGAAGAAUACCAUUGAAUCAUGGGUAAAGGAAAAGAUGCCAAAGCAAUCCAGGAGGUGGUGGUUCUGGCGCAAGAGAGAAAGCAUGGUCAAACAGGCAGACACAAAGGAGAAUCAACUGAAUUCAGACGUGACCAGCGAGCAAGUAGAAUCAAAGGAGCCACCAAAAAUCCGGCCGUCUACAGAGGACAAUACAUCCAGUGACGAAGACUCCUUGGAACUGAAACAGAUAAACAUUGAGGCUGCUCCUAUGCAGCAUCCGAGCCAUAGUGGUACCACAUCUUACCGUAAGACCCUGCGCCUGUCUUCAGAACAAAUAAAAAAACUGAAGCUUAGAGAUGGUCCGAAUGACAUUGUGUUUAGCAUAACCACUCAGUACCAAGGCACUUGCCGAUGUGAGGCCACCAUCUAUCUGUGGAAUUGGAAUGACAAGAUUAUUAUCUCAGAUAUUGAUGGAACAAUUACGAAGUCAGACGCAUUAGGCCAGAUUCUUCCUCAGCUUGGGAAAGAUUGGACACAUCAAGGCAUUGCCAAACUCUACCAUUCCAUACAUGAAAAUGGGUACAAAUUUUUGUAUUGCUCAGCCCGUGCCAUAGGCAUGGCAGACAUGACUAGAGGCUACUUACACUGGGUGAAUGACCGAGGCACCAUCCUUCCUAGAGGGCCACUGAUGCUGUCUCCUAGCAGCCUAUUCUCUGCAUUCCACAGGGAGGUCAUAGAAAAGAAACCUGAGAAAUUCAAGAUAGAGUGCCUCAACGAUAUUAAAAACCUGUUUGGCCCACAUCGACAACCAUUCUAUGCUGCUUUUGGCAACAGACCUAAUGAUGUGUUUGCCUAUGUGAAAGUUGGAGUACAAGACUGUCGAAUUUUCACCGUCAAUCCCAAAGGUGAAUUAAUCCAGGAAAGGACAAAAGGAAACAAAACUUCGUAUGGCAGGCUGAGUGAACUGGUUGAACACGUCUUUCCUCUACUUGAUAAAGAACAGAAUUCUGCAUUCACUUACCCAGAGUUCAGCUCAUUUUGCUAUUGGAGAGCUCCUCUCCCAGAAGUAAACAUGGCAGACUUGACGUAAAUGACGUCACGAAUGUUCUCAGACUGUUGGUUGACCUGUAAUCUUAUCGGUCAGCAAUUGCAUACCUGGAGUAUUACUGCUGUGGGAGGCCUACAUUUCCUUUUGUGGUUUCCAAAGCCUUUAUCCCACUUUGUCUUACGGUCAGUUUGUAAUUUGUUGCUAGUGAAGAUAUUGUAUAUUAUUGAUUAUAUUCAGGGAAAAUGUAAAAGAAAAUUGAUUUUAUUUUACUAUAAUAUCAUAAUUCACUGUACAUUUUUAUUUUUUGUUUUGUGAGAGAUUUAGAACACAUUUUAGCUUGUGUUCAGCAUACCUUGAUUCAAACUGACCAGUAUAAAUGUAUUUCUUUAUCAUGUCGUGCCUCUUCAGAGCCACUGGGGCAGUGUCUAUUGCAGGGCAAUACGCUGCAGAACCCACAAGCAAUGAAGACUUUGUAAGUACUUAGUGGCAAUAGCGCAAUGUGCAAGUUUUAGUUCCUAGGAAAAAAAAGUGGUUCAUUUCAGCAUCUGUGAAAAAUGCUUAAUCCAAAUAUAUAUAUUUACCAGUGCAAUUAUUUAUUUUCCAUGCAGUUAUGGAUUUCAAGUCACUAAAACAUGCUAUGUUUAAGAUAUGUUUGUGCAGUUUUGUUUUAGGAUUCAGUUUGUUUGUUUAUUUAAGUCCAGCUGUUUUUUGGAUUUCAUAUCCUUUAUUUUUUUCAUUUAUGAAUGUUAACGCUAUGCUUUACGACGUAAUUUCAGUUUCAUAGUGGACAAGAAAUCCUCCCAAUUUCACUAAAGACAGCAGAUUAAAUUGUAUUUGCUAAUUAAUCUUUUGUGCAUAAGCCAUUUUAUUAACGUUACUGGCAAGUGAUUUCUGAAGUGAGGCUGGAAGUUUAAUUGUGGUCGUCUUUUCUGACAUUUCAGCCUUUUGUUGUUUUCUAUAGUUAAAUGUAGAGGUUGACUAUGACUGGAUUAAAACACCCUGAAGCUUAUUUACUAAUGGUACAUGUGUGCAGUAACCCAUGGCAACCAGUCUGCUAUUAUCUGUCUAGUGCAGGAUCAACAGUGAAUGCCAACACCUCAUAAGCUACCUUAGCUUAUUUAGUAUUUGAAGAAUGUUGAUUAACGAAUCUCCUUGUCUUGGCAAAUUAUCACAGUGAUCCAUCAUUCAUAUCCAGUAAUCACAAAUACUUAAGCCUUGUAUAUUGCUGAUUAUCAUCUCUUAGCCAACCUGCAAGAGUAAAAUACACUUGCUACACCGCUUAUUUUACAACUAAUACAUACCUUUUAGUAUUCUGAAGUCAACUUACUGAAGCAGAGGAAAUUCAGUUUUUUCAUUCUACAAAAGUAUCGGGGCUACCACAGUGGUACCCUGUGGAAAUAUUACACCAAAAUGCCAAUUACUGGACUUUUCAUAGACUGCAUUUUAUAGUUACAGAGUUACAAACCAAACUGCCUGACGAACCUCUUUCUGUGCUGGAGUUUGGUCACUGCCCUUCCAUGCACAUCCAGCAAGUCUUUGUGGCUUAGUUUUCUAGACAGAAGCCUGACCAAUAGCUUGCACUUGUGUAUACAAGGUAUGAGUCUCCUUUUAAUAUGAAAACGUUAAGGACAGAACACAUUUUAUUGUGGUAGGUAUGAUGUUCAACUCCAUUCAAAUAAAACGUUCAAAUAUUUAUAUAA
Messenger RNA from Pseudophryne corroboree (corroboree frog), 4679 nucleotides. RefSeq names its product lipin 2 (gene LPIN2). Gene Ontology annotation, molecular function: transcription coactivator activity; phosphatidate phosphatase activity. The transcript has 21 exons. Gene Ontology annotation, cellular component: nucleus; endoplasmic reticulum membrane; cytosol. The record is from RefSeq and is a predicted model, not a curated record. Bases 382 to 3021 code for a protein of 879 amino acids. Gene Ontology annotation, biological process: triglyceride biosynthetic process; cellular response to insulin stimulus; positive regulation of transcription by RNA polymerase II. Lineage: Eukaryota; Metazoa; Chordata; Amphibia; Anura; Myobatrachidae.